This is a messenger RNA of Cuculus canorus (common cuckoo), 4132 nucleotides long. It is a transcript of the gene SMS, whose product is annotated as spermine synthase. The record is from RefSeq and is a predicted model, not a curated record. The coding region runs from base 111 to 1214 and encodes 367 amino acids. Lineage: Eukaryota; Metazoa; Chordata; Aves; Cuculiformes; Cuculidae. Gene Ontology annotation, biological process: spermine biosynthetic process. The transcript is spliced from 11 exons. Gene Ontology annotation, molecular function: spermine synthase activity.
CCGCCCCGCGGCGCCGCUGCAGCCCCCGCGCGCGCGCAUAUAGGCUGCCCCGCCGCACUGGCCGCGCCGCCGCCGCCUCCUCCAGGCAUGGCACAGGGCUCUACCUCACUAUGGCAGCAGCGCGGCACAGCACCCUGGACUUCCUGCUCGGCGCCACGGCUGAUUGCAAUGCUGUUCUUAAAGGUCUACAGCCCGUUUUUCAGGAGCAGGGAAUGACAGAAACAGUUCAUAACUGGGAAGACCAUGGCUAUUUAGCAACCUACGUAAAAAAAAAUGGCAGUUUUGCCAAUUUGAGAAUUCACCCUCAUGGGUUAGUGCUGGUGGAUCUGCAGAGCUACAAUGAUCAUGCGAAAGGAAGAGAGGAAGUUGAUCAGCUUCUAAACAAAGUAGAAGAAAGAAUGAAAGAAUUGUUUUGUGGUAAUAUAAAAAGGGUGAAACGAUUGCCAGCCAUUUUGAGAGGAGGCGUCAUUGAUAGAUACUGGCCCACAGCUGAUGGGCGCCUAGUGGAGUAUGACAUUGAUGAAGUUGUUUAUGAUGAAGAUUCUCCAUUUCAGAAUAUUAAAAUUUUGCAUUCAAAACAGUUUGGGAAUAUUCUUAUCCUCAGUGGGGAUGUUAAUCUGGCAGAGAGUGACCUGGCAUAUACUCAAGCCAUAAUGGGCAGCGGAAAGGAAGACUACACUGGGAAAGAAGUGUUAAUCCUAGGAGGUGGUGAUGGAGGUAUACUUUAUGAGAUAGUCAAACUGAAGCCAAAGAUGGUUACUAUGGUAGAGAUUGACCAAAUGGUGAUCGAUGGAUGUAGGAAAUACAUGCGGAAAACAUGUGGAGAUGUCUUAGACAAUCUCAAAGGAGAGUGCUAUCAGGUUCUAAUUGAAGACUGCAUUCCCGUACUGAAGAGGUAUGCCAAAGAAGGGAGGAUGUUUGAUUAUGUAAUUAACGAUCUGACGGCAGUUCCGAUCUCCACAUCUCCAGAAGAAGAUUCCACAUGGGAAUUUCUGCGGUUGAUUCUUGACCUCUCCAUGAAAGUUCUGAAACAAGAUGGAAAAUACUUCACACAGGGAAACUGUAUCAAUCUGACUGAUGCCUUGACUCUGUAUGAAGAACAGCUGAGCAGGCUUUAUUGUCCUGUGGAGUUUUCAAAAGAAACGGUGUGCGUACCCUCCUACAUGGAACUAUGGGUAUUCUACACGAUUUGGAAGAAACAAACUGGCAACUGAACAUCAAGAUUAUUUGAGAUUAUUCUAAAUGUACAUGCUGCAUGGAGCAUACAGGCCUGCCGCGUGCUGCGUAUUGGCAUCUUGAACCUUUAAAUUAUGUGCUGUAGAUGAUUCUGAAACCUAGUCAUGCUAUUGAUUGUGAAUUCUUUAAAUGUUUUUUUAUUAUUAUUUUAAUUUAAAAGCAGAUGGAAAAUGUAUAUUUUGAUGAGCUAGGGUGUUAUUUUUGAAAGUCAACUUAAAGAAGAAUAAGCAGCAGAACUAUAUAAGCUGCUGAAUGCACUGAACAUUUAGAAUGUGAUCCCUUUUAUUUUUUUGUAGAUCUUCAGAAAUGGAUUGAUUAAAAAAGGCAUCUUUUCGGAUUUCGUCCCUGAAGGCCGGUUCAUGGAGUUUGUUUUGGAUUGGGGUUUUUUUUUGUUGUUUUUCCACCAGAUUUUUCAGGAUGAAGGGGGUUUUGUUUGGUUGGUUUUUUUUUUCAAAUGAACACGUGCAGUGCUUCCAUAUAAAGAAGGGCAUAACUGAAAAGAAAAAAAAGGAAAAAAGAGAGGGGAAAAGAAAAGGAAAAAAUCUUUAGAGGGGAUAACCCAAAUCCUUCAUUGCAAAGGGAAGAAAGCUAGUCUUAAAUUUUGUUUAUUUACUCUUGUUUCUUUUAUUGUUGCUGUAAUCUCUUCUGCAUGAGAAGAAUCUUUGACCUUUCACCUCAUGGAAUUCUUUAGCUGCUGCUGCAUUGAUUAUUUGGAUUUAUAUACAGAUUAAACAGUAGGUUAUAGAGGCACUUUGAACUCUACCAGCAUAAAUAUUAAAACUAGUUUUCCAUCCCACCACAGUGCAAGAAAAUGUGUGAUAAGGUUCUUGAGGGAUAUACUCUUCAAUGUUAUGGAAAACUAGGUUCUUGAAGGAAAAAUUGUUUAAAAGGGUAAAAAAUAAUGGGUGUGAUCUAGAUUCAUAUGCACUGGUAUUGAAUGUUUUGAGGCAAGUAUAUAUACUUCAGUAGAGUAAGUCCUGCAGGCAGACCAUGUUGUGUGGGGAGCUCUUGCUGAAUUACUCACUUGCAGUGUAAAAAUCAAUGGAGGCUAGGUUAUGUUGUAGUUUUGUUUUGAAAUAUAAAGCAUUUUUCUUUCACUGUUUCUCAUGUCUGAAAAAUUAUAUUUUUGUAAGAAUGUGCUGUGUACUGACUAAAACUUUGCUUUCAGUGAUCCCAUUUGAAAGGAGGUAGGAGGGAUAUUACCAUUCUGUGCAUUUCUGUACAUUUCCAAGAUAGAAUAAAAAGUGCACUGUUUCCCUAAACACUCUAAUCCUGAACCAUAAUGAUGUUGUUUUCUUUCAACACUUAGUGUGAAUAUUUUCAUAUUUUUUUUCUUGGGAGGAGUUGACCCCAUCUUCUUCCGCUUGGUACUGUUAAUGAAAACAAAAUAAACAGAAAAACAUUCCGAAGAUCUGUAUUCUGAAAUCAUACAUAAAACAAUUUUACUGUCACCCACGUAUAUAAACUGUUCAUGAAAUCUCAGUAGCCUGUGUAGAAUUCCAGAGUAGUACCAGGAAACUUAAAAAGGUUUCCUCUUCAUUUGGUGUAUAAUUAUUCUUAUAUUGUACGGUUGUGCUGUUAAAAUGCUUUCAGUUUCAAAAGCCAAUAGAAAUAUUCUUCAGUCUUUAAAUUAUAGCAGUUUAUGUUAAUCCUUUAAUAUACAAGGUGCACAGUUCCUCCAUGGCCUACAGCUUGUGCAUCCCUUAAUACUCUCAAAGAGCAAAGCCUUUCUCUAAACAAAGUCUUGUGUUUCCCUGAGUGUUCUACCUGUGUUGUAUACAUCACAGACAAUACCUUGGUAUUUUUGCCUAUAACCUAGUAGUGACCCUUCAUUUCCAAUACAGGACUGCGCUCAGUAUAUUAUAUAGCUGCAAAUGAAUGCAGAUGUCCUCUAAACAGUUGUGUAUCCCUAAAUUUGCAAGCAUUCCCAUUGGUUCUUAGUGUGCUUACUCAUGUAGAUGAAAUUAAGUGCACAGGUGUUCACUGGGGUGGGGCUUACGGCAUGUGUGUUCCCAAGUGAGUUUGAUAGAUGUAGAAAUCGGUCACAAAAAAUGGGGGGGGGGUUGUUUUUCGGUAAAGAAACUUGUGAACUGGAGGAUGACUUUAUAUGCUUGCUGUAGCAAGGCUAGAACUUUUCUUUAGCGCUGCUGCACAAGGCUGCCUGAGCACAGUGAUGUUGGAUGUGCAGGAAUGUUCCAUAAUCAUUUCCCAGAAUGACCUAGACACCUGAAUUAAAUAUUGAUAGGUGAGAAGCAGCAGUGCUUGCAAAUCUUUCCUUUUCAACUGAUAUAGUAUAAAGAGUUGGAGGAAUUAUUUUUUAAAAAGCCUUUUUUUUUAACGUAGGGGUUUUUUUUAGGCAAUAGAUGAAGUAAAAAGCAAUUCAACAAAUACUGAACAUUAUAUUUUUAAGUUGCUGAAUUGAUUCUGAGCAAAUACAUACACAUGGUCAGUCUUUAUUUAUUUGUUGCUGUAGUGUAGAUGUUUUAAAAAGGGCAAACAAGUCUAUUUGUGUUAGAACUGUCAAAUGUAAACUGCUAUAGCUGAUCAGCUUUCCAUGUUUAAAGCCAGCUGGGAAAUAGGUGUGAUAACAUUAUGCCAACAGUUCCCAAGAUAUGGUUGACAUUAGGGUUUUCUUAAUUAUUCUUUGCACUAAAUGCUGCUUCCACCUAGGAAUGUGAUUUAAGCAUUUAAAAACUUGAUUAAUAGUAGUUCGUGCAAAGAGAAGACUGCUGGUAUUGUAUCUACUGCAUCAGGGCAGUGCAUGUGUUUAAAUACACUAUUACUUGUGUGUUGGAAUUGUUAAAUAUCUUGUGGAUUCGGUGAUGAAAUGACAGAAUUGAUGGGUAUAAUGCUUAUCGUUGUAGCUUUUUUCCUUUACCUUGUUGCCUAACAAACA